Messenger RNA from Plutella xylostella (diamondback moth), 722 nucleotides. Its product is annotated as dynein light chain roadblock-type 2. Lineage: Eukaryota; Metazoa; Arthropoda; Insecta; Lepidoptera; Plutellidae. The record is from RefSeq and is a predicted model, not a curated record. Gene Ontology annotation, cellular component: cytoplasmic dynein complex. Gene Ontology annotation, biological process: microtubule-based movement.
UAGGUCAAAUGUCAAAUUUGUCAACAGAUGUCCGAAACACAGAUUAAGCUUGCUUUGCUUGGUGGCUCUACGUUAUUUUGCAUCCAUUUAGAAAUUUACAAAUAAAAUGGCCACCGAAGUCGAAGAAACUAUCAAGAGAAUCCAGGCGCACAAGGGUGUCAUAGGCGUCAUCAUAGUCAACCAUGAAGGGAUUCCAAUUAAAAGCUCAUUGGACAAUGCCACUUCAGUGCUCUAUUCUGGGCUCAUUGGUCAACUCACCGAAAAAGCCAGGAAUGUUGUCAGGGAAAUGGACUCAACCAAUGACUUGACAUUCCUGAGGGUGCGUAGCCGGAGACACGAGAUCCUCAUUGCACCAGACAGAGAAUUCAUACUCAUGGUCAUACAGAACACAUCUGACUAGUCAAACCUCAAUAUUCCACAUUAAAUCACUAAGUAUGGACAGAAGAAUCAAUGUAAUUGUAAAAAAACAUUCAGAAAUUGCACAGUGUCUUAGUUAGGCAUUUUAAUCACAAAAAAACUGGUAAUUUGCGACUAAUAACUUCUCAAAGACAUAAUACUUUUCAGAAGCUACUUAUUUUCCACAAUUUAAAGAUAAUCCACAUGACCUAUUCUCGGUUAUUUAUAAUUAUAAAAGGUGUAAGUUAAGAUUAAGUAUAAGUUUAUGAAAUUGUAUUUAUUUACUUUAAGAUUAAUACUAUAAAUAUAUGCAGCUUUAUUAACUA